AUGAUCCCUCCCUACUGGGAAUUUGUAGAACCAAUAAACAUAAUGUGCAGUGGGAUCCUUUGGGAUGAAAUAUCAUCAUCAUCUUUAUAUCUGAUCAUUGCAAAUGUUUUCUUCACAGAGACGGUUCUCCAGCAAUAUUCUGGCUAUGACGUUGUUCAUCCAGUCCGAGUUGAUGAGAGUGGAUCUUUUCUGUCCUAUGAUCUGGCUUAUCGCGCAAUUCACAAAAGGGCCCUUUCCUCAAGGAACAAUUUGCUCUCCUUUUAUGAGCUGCAUUACAAAGGACAGCAUCUAAAAUUCAAUUUAAGCAUUAAUAACAAUCUCCUUGCUCCUGGGUUUGUUAGUGAGAGACGAUAUGGAGGAAUCACCAAUGCCAAGAUCCAGUCUUAUAAUCACAACUUUUGUCACAUGCUUGGAGAGGUCCAGAACUGGGCGCUGAAAGGUGGUUUAGCAGCUCUUAGCACGUGUGAUGGGCUGAGAGGUGUAUUUCGGCUCGCAAACGAAGACUAUUUCAUUGAACCUCUGGCUACAAAUAAGCAUGAGGACGGUACAGCCCGUCCCCAUAGGAUCUAUAAACGUCAUGCUCCAGAAUAUGAGGAAGAAGAGUUGAUAGUGGAAUCCAGCAGAAAGCGAGACAGGAAACAGCCCGAUAACUUGGGAGCAUGUGGAGUCCAAGAAUCUCCACAAAGCCUGGAGACGUCUGAGAAACGGAGAGAGAGAUGGGAACAGAAACAGCAGAGGAAGCGAAGAAUAAAGCAGCGCUCCAUCAGCAAGGAGAAGUGGGUGGAGACCUUGGUGGUAGCGGACGCCAAGAUGGUGGAGUAUCACGGAAGUGAAAAUAUAGAAAAGUAUGUGCUGACCGUAAUGAACAUGGUGGCAGGUAUAUUCCAUGAUGCCAGUAUUGGAAACCCUAUCAACAUUGCAAUAGUUCGUCUUAUCCUGUUAGAAGAUGAUGAGGAGGAUUUGAAAAUCACCCAUCACGCGGACAACACCUUGAGAAGUUUUUGCAAAUGGCAGAAAAGCAUCAAUGUGAAAGGAGAUGCCCACCCACUACAUCAUGAUGUAGCUGUCUUGCUUACCAGGAAAGACAUCUGUGCUGCAAUGAACAGGCCUUGUGAGACUCUGGGUCUCUCUCAUGUGUCAGGAAUGUGUCAGCCUCACAGAAGUUGUAAUAUAAAUGAGGAUACAGGACUUCCCCUGGCUUUCACCGUGGCACAUGAACUCGGACACAGUUUUGGGAUUCAGCAUGAUGGAAGCGGCAAUGACUGUGAGCCAGUUGGGAAAAGACCUUUCAUCAUGUCUCCACAGCUCCUGUAUGACACCUCUCCACUCACCUGGUCCCGCUGCAGCAGGGAGUACAUCACACGAUUCCUCGAUCGAGGCUGGGGGUUGUGUCUGGAUGACCCACCUGCCAAAGAAGUGGUAGACUACCCCUUGGUUCCACCAGGAGUCCUCUAUGAUGUCAGCCAUCAGUGCCGGCUGCAGUAUGGAGCAUACUCCGUCUUCUGCGAUGACAUGGAUAACGUCUGCAAUACGCUCUGGUGCUCAGUGGGGAACACGUGCCACUCCAAGCUGGAUGCUGCCGUCGACGGCACAAAGUGUGGCGAGAACAAGUGGUGCUUCAAUGGAGAGUGUGUGCAGGUGGGCUACCGCCCAGACGCUAUUGAUGGAGGCUGGGGAACCUGGAGUUCUUGGUCUGCUUGCUCUCGGACAUGUGGUGCUGGCGUGCAGAAUGCAGAAAGGCAGUGCAACAACCCCACACCAAAGUAUGGUGGUAAAUACUGCCUUGGGGAACGGAAGCGAUUCCGGGUUUGUAACAUGAAGCCGUGCCCCACAGACAAACCAUCCUUCCGCCACCUCCAGUGCAGCCAGUUUGAUGCCAUGCUAUAUAAAGGGAAACUCUAUAAGUGGAUGCCAGUACCGACCAACAUCAAUCCGUGUGAGUUGCACUGCCGCCCAGAAGAUGAAUACUUUUCCGAAAAGCUCCGGGAUGCUGUCAUCGAUGGGACUCCAUGUUAUGAAGGGAACGCAAGCCGGGAUCUCUGUAUCAAUGGGAUCUGUAAGAACGUGGGCUGCGACUAUGAAAUUGACUCCAACGCUGUUGAGGAUCGGUGCGGGGUGUGCCAUGGGGAUGGAUCCACCUGCCAGACUGUGAAAAAGAUGUUCGAGGAGAGCGAGGGGCUGGGUUACGUUGACAUUGGGAUGAUCCCAGCUGGAGCCCGGGAGAUUAGAAUUGAGGAAGUGGCAGAAGCAGGAAAUUUUCUGGCUUUAAGGAGUGAAGAUCCAGAGAAAUACUUUCUGAAUGGCGGGUGGACCAUCCAAUGGAACGGAGAUUACAAAGUGGCUGGGACAACCUUCACCUACGAGAGGACUGGAAACUGGGAGAACCUCACAUCCCCUGGGCCCACAGGGGAGCCCGUCUGGAUCCAGCUAUUGUUCCAGGAGACGAACCCAGGGGUUCGAUACCAGUACACGAUCCGAAGGGAGCCUGAGCAUGAGAAUGAGAUUCAGCCCGCAGAGUUUUCCUGGCAAUAUGGCUCCUGGACUAAGUGCACUGCCACCUGUGGGGCAGGUGUUCAGAGGCAGAUUGUGCACUGUGUUGAAAAGAUGGCUGGGAUAGUGGAAGAGCGGUACUGUGACUCAUUAACCCGACCCGACGACAAGCAGAGGACGUGUAGUGAAGAGCCCUGCCCAGCCAGGUGGUGGGUUGGCGAGUGGCAGAAAUGCUCUGCCCCUUGUGGUGAAGCUGGGCUCAUGAAGAGGACGGUCCUUUGCAUUCAAAGCGUGUGGCUGGACGAACAGCGGGCUUUGCAGCACACAGAAUGUCAGAAUCUCUCCAAGCCAGACGCCACUGCGCCCUGUAAUAGGGAUAUCCUCUGUCCUGCUCAAUGGGCCGUGGGCAACUGGUCUGAGUGCUCAGUAACAUGUGGAAAUGGAACACAAAGACGCCUUGUUUAUUGCAGUAACAAUACUAGGACUACUUGUGAUCUUACACAGAGACCACUGUCAGAAACUACUUGCUCCCUGAAGCAAUGCCAGAAGAAAAUAGAAAAUGCCAACACUGACUGGUCUGGCAGCGGAUCUUCAAGCAGAGAACUAUUUAAUGAAAUAAAUUACAUUCCCAAUCAUCACAUUUCCCACUUCAGCCCCUCAAUUCCAAAUAAUCCAAAAUCCAAAGAUGAGAAUGUCAUAACAGAGGAAGAUUUUUCAAGCAGCAGUAACAAAAAGGAAAAUGUGUUUGUGGAUGAUUUUUACUAUGAUUAUAAUUUUAUCAAUUUCCAUGAAGAUCUGUCCUAUGAUCCCCUGGGUGAGAAAGACAUCAAGAGUGAGGGGUUUAAACCAGAUGCUGAGGGUGAUGCUUCUAAUGAAAUGUCUCCUAACAUUCCGUAUAUUGUAAAACCAGAAGGAGAACCCAAUGAAGGAAACUCAGCAAGACGUGAGACAAAUACUUCUGCAGAUGUGCAUAAUGAAGAAAAGGAAAAAAGUGGCAUUGGAGACAAUAAAACUCUCUUUGGUAUAACUGAAGAACAUGAGGAUAUCGGGACAGCUACUGCCCACUACAUAACCCCCUCUUACAUUGGAGAUGAGGAGAAGGAAAUGCAGACGCCACUUUCCGAAGAUCAUCCAUCCACUGAAAAUGGAACAAGCCUUUAUUCUAUAAACAGCCAGGAUAAUCUGGCCACUGAUAAAACACAAGGAGUCCUGCUGACAAGGACCAUUUCUGAAGAGGAUGCGACAGUCACCAUCCCCUCUGUCAGUUAUCCUUAUCUGGACAUCCCCUCUCCACCACUGCCUGUUGACAAGGGCAGUGCUGGUGGAGAAGAGAUGUAUGACAUUUGGGGAAGUACAGGAGAGCCUGGAAGCAGAGAAGAGGAUGGUAAAAGCACAGAGGUUCCUGCUAACAACGACAGCAAAGAUGAUGGCUUGGCUGGUAUUACCGAGCCAGGCCAGGAAGAUACCAAUGAAAUGGAUUUGAUCAUCAUCGAUGAUGGUGACACUGGCUCCAAAACCGAAGAUGAAGAAGCACAGGCCGGGAUAACCGCAACAGCAGAGAGUGCAGACAUGAACAGGCCCCCACAUAACCUCCCUCCCCAGCCAACGACAAAUGAGUCACUGCAUCUUGCAGCUAAAGACACCCCUUUCCUCUCCACUGAACACGGAUCUAAGCAGGAAACAGGAGGCACUAGUGAAGACACUCACCCCAUUAUGGGUUCAUAUAAGUUAGAUAACAAGGAACCGGAUGACCAUACAUCCCGUGCAGAGGAUGUACCAAAGCAGCUAGAUGAUUUCAAUGCUGCUUCACAGACGCCUGAUACACGAGCAGCCGCCAUGACAGCUCUUCCCCUGCCGAGGUCCAUGCCUCCCCAUGUGCAUGAGCCAUCCACACAAGAAAUCAGGACACUUACAUCAAACAGUCUAGCCCCCCAGGAUGCCCAAGCACCAGCCGUGCCAGUAUCCUCAGAUCCAAACCCCACAGCUGGUCCAGAAGGGACGCUCUCUGCUUUGGCAGCCGAGUUCACCACGGCAUGGUGGGUUGAGAGGGAAGCACAUGAAAUAGAGAUGACUCAUUAUAGAAGGGAGGUGUUUUCUGACGUGCCCAGGGCCACCCAUGCAGGCCCAGCCGAAAGCGCAGGCCCGAGUGGAAGCUCCCUAGGGGGCACCCAGAGGAUAUUUGCUAACAGGGAUGGAGACCACGGAACGUCUCUCCCCACACCCAGCCUUCCCGAGCAGCAGCAGCAGGAGGCAGAAACAAAGGAGGAUUCUUUCCUAUUGCUCCCUGCUACCAGAGCAGCCACAGUAACGACCAGCUGGGAAGUUGGGCGCUGGAGUGAGUGCUCCACAACCUGUGGCUUAGGAGCGAGCUGGAGGACAGUGCAUUGUAGUACAGGCAAAGAUGAAGAUUGUGUUGCUGCAAAUAAACCUGUCCCUGCUCGAAGGUGUUACCUGAGACCAUGUUCCUCGUGGCGUAUUGGAAACUGGAGUAAGUGCUCCAAGAACUGCGGAGGGGGGCUGAAGGUUCGGGACGUGCACUGCGUUGACACCAGAGAACAGAGGCUUCUGCGGCCCUUUCAUUGUCAAGCUGUUUUCUACAAGCCCCCAAUGCAGACUCCCUGCCAAACCAUGCCUUGUCUGGAGUGGUAUAUCUCGUCCUGGAGAGAGUGCUCUGAGUCAUGCGGCAGCGGUGAGCAGGAGCGUUUAGUUACGUGUCCAGAAUUCGGACGAUGUGAUGAAAUGCUAAGGCCAAAUAACACAAGACCCUGCAACACUCACCCAUGUACCAAAUGGGUAGUGGGGUCAUGGGGACAGUGCACAGCUACCUGUGGUGGUGGCAUCCAGCGGAGACAGGUGAAGUGCAUGAACACAAAAACUGGCGAAGCUGAAGAAGACAGUAGCCUGUGUGACCACGAACAGUGGCCAGAGAACACCCAGAAGUGCAAUCCCCAGGACUGUGACAAUAACGAGUCAACCUUCAUCUGUGAGCGGGACCGCCUCACGUUCAGUUUUUGUCAAACCCUAAGGAUUCUGGGAAGAUGCCAUCUUCCAACUGUCAAUGUGCAGUGCUGCCGAACCUGCCGCCAGCACGGUCACAGUGCUCGGGAUCGUGGGAAUGAACGUGUCUCCAGGAGGUGA
Messenger RNA from Gopherus flavomarginatus (Mexican gopher tortoise), 5628 nucleotides. RefSeq names its product ADAM metallopeptidase with thrombospondin type 1 motif 7 (gene ADAMTS7). The record is from RefSeq and is a predicted model, not a curated record. Gene Ontology annotation, biological process: extracellular matrix organization; proteolysis. Bases 1 to 5628 code for a protein of 1875 amino acids. The transcript is spliced from 23 exons. Gene Ontology annotation, cellular component: extracellular matrix. Gene Ontology annotation, molecular function: metalloendopeptidase activity. NCBI's taxonomy places the organism in Eukaryota, Metazoa, Chordata, Testudines, Testudinidae.